Sphenostylis stenocarpa is the source of this 312-nucleotide messenger RNA. Lineage: Eukaryota; Viridiplantae; Streptophyta; Magnoliopsida; Fabales; Fabaceae. The record is from the annotation of a GenBank genome assembly.
AUGUUGGGUGUGAUUGUACCCUUGAUUUGUAUGUAUAUCCUUGCUUUUGAUUCCCUGUCGUCAUCAGUUUUGGUAUUUGCUGAUCAGGCCUUUUGGCCCUCCCUUGUGAUGAAGAAGUGGUUAAACAUAAAGCCAAAGGUGUAUGAUUUUAGUGAAGAUGAAGUGGACACUGAAACUGAGAGUGAAGAUGAUGAUGCAUCUUAUAAGGGCUAUAAGAUCGGACAUAGAAGAGGGAAAUCAGAAACUCUGCGUGUUCAAUACAUAAAUACAAAGGAAGUGAGGUCUGGUGGUAACCAAGUUCUUUAUGAUUAA